AUGUUAGUCCCGCUAUUUGACCCCGCAAAAGUGGAAAGGAUUUCCAAGCAUCAUCGCAACUUCAAGAGUUUGAUGCGUAUCUUGGACGUCAAUAAACAGCAUCCCAUUCUGACUUUUCCCGGAACCCCCGCCUGGAUUGAUCAACAUAUGAACUAUGACGACGUUCACCAUGAGAAUGCUGCACGAAUUAGUGGACUAGUUGCAGAUAUCCCUGAUUCCUUGGUCGACCAUGAGCGGCCGUCUGUCAUGGAUUCCCCUGCUUCCUUGUCUCGAUAUUGCUCUUUUGGGAGCGAAAAGGAUUUGAACUCUUACGUUGACAUCAUCAUUCCGGAUAUUGUUCAAACUGCAGCUCUGGUUGCCUUUAAUUGCUUUCAGCCUUCAAUCGUGGCUGAUGACAUCAACAAGUUAUCCUCAGGGGCUUCGAAAGCCGGGGUUCAACCUACGAUGCAGGAGUUCAAGUUUGAAAGCCGGAUGCGGGGCUAUUAUACUGAUCUCAAGACCGCAAUUGAGCGCUAUAAAGGCAAUGUCAACAAAACAGACAUGCCCAGCCCAGCUACUAUCCUCGCGGCCUACGAAAACAACCCAAGGAUCCGGAGAUUUGUCAACGAAAUUGCAUGCCUUUGCACCAGCCCUACCUUUAUCCCGGCUCUAAAUAAGCAUAUCUCAAAGCCUGUCUCGAAGAGACAAGGUAACAAAAUAUGCCCAGAGGCGUUCGUCCCGUCACAUGCCAUUCAAAUCAUGCUUUUUGCCGCUCAAAAGUGGGAUCCAAAAUGUGAAUACUCCAGAGACCAUAAAUACCCCCAUCGAUUUCCCUUUUGCAACACCCUUGGUUUCGGUUAUGAUCCGGACGGAGAUGUUUGCGAUCGGCUCUGUACGAAGAACGUUCGUCGGGCAAUUCUACUGUUCUACUAUCUGAUCAAACGACGAGAUGGAAGCUCGGUUUGGAUUGGCAACGCCCCAAACAACCUGAACGCGGGCUUUUCAGGGCAUUCUGGCCCUGACGCUGAAGAUGAUGGACCUCCUACUCCCAGGAUCGAAACUGCACCUGCUGUGCCGAAUGAGCAUGCACCAGUCAAUGGAGUUGACGUUGUGACGGACAACAACGAAUCCGAUGAGUCCGAUGAAGAUGAAGAUGAAGAUGCAGACGCACCUGAAAGUGUCGAUGAAACGGAAACCAUUGAGGGACUCAGUACAAUCAGGAUCAACACCUUGUUGUUGGAAUCUUUUAUAACUACACGUCCAUCGGAAAGUCUCUCACAGCGCCUCCGGGGCUCGGGCGAACCCGAAUCACCUCCGAUCUCGUUCGAUAAGCUCCGGAAAGAGCUUCAUUUCCUCCUUGAACAUCAUAUGCAGCCCGAAUUUGAGUCUUUACUCUCCACAUCCACGAAGCACGAGACACAAGUCCCUUUCGAUCUUGCAAUAUUGGACAUGAAGCAUCUGAUCAAAUGUCCAUUCGGAUUCUCAGCAAACUCAGAGGUUAACCAGUCAUCACGCAAGAUCCUCGUCGAUUUGGGUUACGGGCAAUCACCAGGACAUGAAAGUCGUCCGAAUUCGAACUUGCCGGAACACCGUAAGGCGGUCUUGAUUUCGUUCGACUGGCGGAACAAGAUAGUUCUCGAACUUGAGGAACCCCCCUUUCUGGCUACUGUUGCUACGGCAAAGGCUGUCAUGAAGCAGCUUCUCAAUCCGGAAAUUGAAGAAGAUUGGAUCAAGGAACAUGACGAGACCAGGCAUGCGCCAACUGAGAGGAUUGACUGCAUUCGCUGGGUUUGCUAUUAUAAUCCGAUCAUGACUCGAGCCCUUGAGUUGGCAUAUAAGUACUGCAGGGAGGACAAGGAACGUCUUGUUGUCUAUGUCGAAGAUCCAUGGAUUCAGUGUAUCGCUGUGGCCUUGUUCGUCGUAGCCGGUUUCAACGUUGGCACUAUCCGCUCCUCAGACACUACCGAGGAGCAAUUCAAGAUCAUGAACCAAUGGAAGAACAAAGCCUCCCGCUCGGAGAUCCUCGUUGCCAACGUGGACACCAAGAUCAGGUACGUCAACAUGCAUACAAGCUGUACAAAGGGACUGCUGUUGAACUGGACUCUUGAACCAGAGCGCAUGCUCAAGAUCAUCAACAACAUGGUCAGCACCAACCAGAAGAAGCCGUCCACCUUUCACAUGCUCAAGGUCGCCGAUACCUAUCACGAUGUCAUCGAGAGGGUCUGUUGCACUAGGUGGGCGAUGCAGCUUUCAGGAAAGAUUGAACACCCGGAAUGGAUGACUGGUGUCGUCCGCGAGAUCUGCACUUGGCAUCAGCGUUUCAAUCGCUAUGCCUGGGUAGUCACAUACGAUCUCAAAGGCCACGACUUCAAGUAUCACGACCCUGAAUGGCGUCAACCUGGCAAUGUCUUCUCGAUUGUGGCGAAGCUGAUGCUUCACCAUCCCAGGGACAAAGAGUUCUGGGUCGAGAGCAUGCCUAUCCUUAUAGAGUUGUGUUUUCAUUUCAGGGAUGCAUUCGAUAAGUCGGAUUAUCUUGAAGACCAUUUGAGACUUACACCCAAAGAGAUGAGAAAGUCGCUACUCCCGAUGUUCAAGGGGAUGAAAAACGCACGGGCAGCGCUCAAUGAUGAACAGGCCUCUGAGCGACGAGAAGUGCUACAGCGUGGUGUUGAAGCCAGAGCCAAAAUGUACGAGACAGGCGCUCAGGUUGGUGUGAAGCGCAAGGCUAGCGAAGAUGGUGAGGGUGGCGCGAAGAGGCAGAGGACCAGUGCUGCUUAG
Molecule: messenger RNA, 2757 nt
Organism: Fusarium redolens
Lineage: Eukaryota; Fungi; Ascomycota; Sordariomycetes; Hypocreales; Nectriaceae
Exons: 5
Coding region: 1-2757 (918 amino acids)
Source: RefSeq, a predicted model, not a curated record